Dunckerocampus dactyliophorus (ringed pipefish) is the source of this 6208-nucleotide messenger RNA. Its product is annotated as organic cation/carnitine transporter 2-like. The record is from RefSeq and is a predicted model, not a curated record. Gene Ontology annotation, biological process: transmembrane transport. Bases 420 to 2075 code for a protein of 551 amino acids. The transcript has 11 exons. Gene Ontology annotation, cellular component: membrane. Lineage: Eukaryota; Metazoa; Chordata; Actinopteri; Syngnathiformes; Syngnathidae. Gene Ontology annotation, molecular function: transmembrane transporter activity.
CCUCACAGACGCGCCUCAGGCUGCUGGUGUGGCCAACCUGAAGAACCAGCUUUCUUCCGACCUCUGCUUCCUACACCUCUUCCUCUUCCACUCUGGAACAAGAUCGAUUGAGCACUUACUUACUUAAGACUUGCCGCUAUGCCGAGUCUGUUUUGAUGAGUCAGCACUUCGAACUGACAAAGGGAAACUCCCUCACAAGCCAACUUGCCUUUUUCUUGUAGGUUCUCUCUUGUAGGUCCUUGUCCCCUCAUGAUUGACACGCAAAUGGACCUCAGGUGGACUCUGUCAGGUUUGGGCCAUGUGGGUGACGACAAGGCGUUUUUCCACAAAUGGACUUUCAUAGCCGGUUCCUUGAAGGUGGACUUUUGGGGGGACGUGUGAAAAGCUUUCUUUCUAGAGGAGGGCAGUAAACUACAAGCAUGAAGACUUAUCCAGAAAGCAUCGCCUUUCUGGGACAGUUUGGCCGCUUCCAGCAGAUGGUCUUCUUCCUGCUGUGCAUCAGCAUCGUUCCCAAUGGCUUCGGCGCCUUCACGCUCGUCUUCUUAGCGGACACGCCGAGUCACCACUGCCGGGUUCCGGACGUCAACCUCACCGAGGACUGGCGCAGCGCCAUCAUCCCUGUCCGGGUGGUCAACGGCAAGCCGGUGCGCAGCAGCUGCAGCAGGUACCGCCUGGACGUGGUGCGGAACCUGUCGGAUCAGGGAUACAGUCCGGAUCAUGAUGUAAACCUCACCACCCUGGAGGAGGAGACGUGUAAGGAUGGCUGGAUCUACAGCAAGGACGUCUACCAGUCUACCAUUGUCACCGAGUUCGACCUGGUGUGCAACGACAAGUGGAAGAAGCCGUUCACCACCACCAUCUUUUUUGUGGGGAUUCUGGUUGGGUCCUUCUUUGCUGGACAGCUCUCAGACAAGUGCGGAAGGAAACCCGUCCUCUUCGUCACGCUGGCUCUCCAGACCAUUUUCACCUUCAUUCAGGUCUUCUCCGUGUCCUGGUUGAUGUUCACUGUCCUCCUGGUUAUCAAUGGCUUGGGACAGAUGUCCAACUACAUGGCUGCUCUGGUGCUAGGAGCAGAGAUCCUGACGGGCAACGUCCGCCUGCUGUAUUCGUCCUUGGGUACUUGUUUUGGUUUUGCUGCAGGCUACAUGCUGCUGCCUCUGUGUGCCUACUUUGUGAGGGACUGGAAGACUCUCCUGCUGGUGUUGUCUGUGCCCUGCCUGGCCUUCUUCCCUUUCUGGUGGUUUAUCCCAGAGUCUCCCCGGUGGCUUCUCUGCCAGGACCGAGUCGAGGAGGCGGAGGCCAUCGUGAAGAAGGCGGCUAAGAUAAACAAAGUUCAGGCCCCUGGCGCCAUCUUUGAAGGCUACAAUGUGGCCAAGGCCAAGACCGAUCCUAAGGAACCGCAUAGCAUCUUGGACCUGGUCAGGAACGUCGACAUCGCCGCCAUGACUGUCGUUCUCUGCUACGUGGCAUUCACCAUAUCUGCGGGAUACUACGGCAUCUCCUUCAACACCACGCAGCUCCACGACAACACCUACGUCAGCUGCUUCAUCUCGGGCGCCGUGGAGCUGCCGGCGUACGUCUCCAGCUGGCUGGCGCUGCGUUACAUCCCGCGGAGGCUGUCGGUCAUCGCCACCUUGGUGCUCGCCGCCAUUCCGCUGUACCUCAUGCAGCUGGUGCCUGAAGGUUAUUUCGGCCUCUCUCUCUUGUUGGAGAUGGUGGGCAAAUACGCCAUCACCACGGGUUUCGGUCUGAUGUUCGCCUACACCACCGAGCUUUACCCGACGGCACUGCGGAACACGGCAGCCGGGAUCUGCAACACGGUGGCGCGGCUGGGAAGCUGCAUCAUGCCUUACCUGCUGGAGCUUAGGUCCUACUCGAAGUUCCUGCCUUACAUCAUCUUGGGAAGUCUGGCCGUCUUGGCCGCCUUCGCCACCAUUUUCCUUCCAGAGAGUUUUGGACGACCUCUGCCUGAUACCAUGCGCGACAUGCGCAAGAGAGAACGCAUCAACUGUCCCUGCCUCCCAAAAGCCGAGACUCCUGUGGCUGUGUUACUUAUGGACAAUCCCAAAGCAUAACGUGUACUGCAUGUAACUUUUACACUCGCCGUGUAACGGUACCACGUAAUCAUGGCUCGGUACGUACCUCGUUUUUAAGGUCACGGUUGGGUGCAGUUAGAGAACAAAAGACAAAUAAUGUAACGAUAGUUUGCACUUGUAAACAUGCGUCUGUGAAUGAAAGCGAACCUGUAACCGUCGGGGCUGCAACGAUACACAAAAUUCACCAUUCAGUUCCAUUCGAUACUUCAGUGUCAGGUUGUGUAUGUUUUCGAUCCUGAAAAACAGGAAUUUUCAUGCCUUUUUUAAAAUUUAUUCACAUGAUCAGCAUUUGUUUCAAGUCGGAAGUACGCUGUUUAAAUUAAAUGAGAUGUAUGCAGUGCAGCCAUACCAUACCCACAUUUUCUGCUGUGUAUAAUUACAACUUAUAACCAUAGAAAACAAAAACAGCACUUUUUACAAUUGAAUUCGACAUGGCAAUAAAGGUAAUUACUAGGGCUGUUAAAAAUAGCACGUUAACAGCAGCAACUAAUAUAUUUAAUUAAUUACGUUAAAUUUUUGUGCGUAAUUAACGCAUACGCAUCAUGGCAAGCCAUGGCUGUCUGUUAGGACGACAGACGGCGGGGCAGUGUAGCUCCCCACAGAGUCACACAGAGUCUGACGCUCUUUUAUAACUUUAUUCUGACCUGAACACAUCAACAGCAGUGCAAUUCCAACAGCAUAAUAUCUCCAACUCCAAACAGUCCAUUCGUCAUUGUAACGACACUUCCUCAUCGACACUAGACAGACCGCAAGAUUCAUUCACGGACGCUCCGAACAUCACAACCUUUUUAUUAUGUGUGAAUAGGUGGUCUAAAUAAACAGAAAGGCAAAGAAAAACGGUAAGUGGAUAUUCUUAUCACUCACUUUGUAACCCCUUAUGCGGAAGUACAAUUUGCUGCAUUCACGUACUGUAUGUAUGCUCGUAAAUCCCACAAAAUUCACUCAAAACAGGUGAAUUCAACUUAAAUGAUGUGGUGUAUUUGAACGCAACUCCUCUUUGCUCAUAAUAACACAGUUAAAGUCUGAUUAAAAUAUUCUGCUAUUAAAGAAACCAGCUUUAGGUAAAUAGAUUUUCAGAAAUAUGUGCCAUCUCUUAACUUGAUUUAAAUUUUAAGCUAAUUUGACACUGCUAAUACAUACAAAUAUAUACAGUGCGUAAUCCUGCCUUGUCAUUUAUCUUUCUUUCCAUAAAAUACAGUAAAAAUGGGCAUAUUUCAGACAUAGUGUGACAUGGUGAUAAUCAUGUUUCAUUAAUUUCAAAACAAUGAUUAAUCUGAUUAAAAACUUUAAUCAUUUGACAGCCCUAAUAAUUACACAUAAUUCUUCAGUGGUUCUGUGCAUAGAUUCAACAGUAUUUCAAUUUCACCACUACGUGCUUUGGAAUUUUCCGUCUUCAUUCUAUCGCUGUUUGUCUUAAUCAUAUUAAUUAAUAAAUCAUUGCUGUGGUCGAAUAGCACCUAUUGUUAGUCAAACAUCUGCACGUUAAAGCAAAUUUUGGGUGUUUUAAGGAAGCAUUUUCAAACAUAAUAAUGGCUAAAUCAAGUACAAUACAAAUAUAAGGCAUUCGGAAGACAUAUUCAAAGACGUUGUAAUGAUAUGUAGUGUUCUACACUGGUCACUAGGUGUCAAUAAUGUUACAUUGAUGAGACAAUAGCCACUACAGGAAGUACUCAGUAUGACUCUCCUGAUACUAACAUGUGUGAGUCUAUCUUAUGUCUUAUUUAGGUCUUAAAUGUCUUAUUUUCUCUUAUAAUGCCUACUAUAUUGGGUAAAAGGAGGGUAUGCUGACUAUAGGAGCAUUAAUUAAUGUCUAGAGGGCUCUAAUCAUGUUUAAAAAUAUAUUUAGAAGGUGGUAAACAGGUUUUCUAUGCUCUAACUACCAAAAUAUUUCAUUUAUAAAUAAGGAAUCCUGCUUUGUAAAAAUUCACUUAUCACGUUAAUUGAUUCGGGUCUGGAAUCAAUUAACCACCAGAAACAAAGGAUUACUGUACCGCUGAAGUCAAUGCAACACAUAAAAAAAUAAGGCGUAAAAAGAUUUUUUUCAAUUCAUCAUAGCAACAAUAACAAGUAAUUGUAGAAAAACACAUUUCCGCAAAGUUUAGGACGCAAAUGGCGUAAUUGACUUUUUUUAAGGUUUUGCGUGGGAUGCAAUGUGGACAUUUAUUGUACGUGCAGUCAAAUUUCGCGGCUUCACUCUAUCACGGUUUUUCAAAAUAUAUUAAAUAAUAAAUCAUGCGAUUUUGUGUUUGACUAUGGCCUAUUGCUUGUCAACAAAUAUGCAUAUUUAAGAAAAUGUUACGUAUUUUGACCUAACGUAAGCGUUUUCAACCAUGAAAAAGCUAAAUGAACUAAAAGAUAUGACACUGAAAGAGAUGUUGUAUUGUACACUAGUCACUAGGUGUCAGUAAUGUUACACUGAUAAGACAAUUGCCACCACAGCAAGUGCUGUAGAGAACAACAAGUAGGAACUCUCCCAAUGCUAAUACGUGUGAGUCUGUAUCAUGUCUUAUUUUCUCUUAUAAUGUCCGCCAUAUUGGGUAAUAGGAGUGUAAAGGUGACUAUAGGUAAUAAUUAGGGAUGCUCCAAUCAGGUUUUCAUGCUGCCGAUACCGCAUCACCCUAGUUUUACAAAAUGAAAAUGGCCAAGAGCUACUCAUUUACCUUAUUUCAACCCAAACAAAGAGAAUACUGUGUGCUUGUUUUACCAGAACGUUAACAAAAUGCUGGUAUCCACAUCACACACUUUCUUUCUAGUGUUCUCACAUUGUUAACUGAAACCCUGAAAGAAAAGCAGGCUUGCAGGCGCCUCAUGUGGUUGUGGCGGGCUCGCUAGUGACCGCAGGCACUUUGGAUAAGCGAGCAGGUUGAUGGCGCUCCAGCAGGAGUCAGGACCCCCAGGCAAUCCACCAUCCAGUCCGACGACUCCAACCACUUUUCGUGCUAUCCGCCUUAGACCUCCGGCUGCCACGCACACACGGGCUCAUGUCCCGCGUUUGGCUAAUUAGCCGCCGCUAAUGAUGACAUUGUGAGCCGCGAAAACUCACCACACCCUGCCAAGUGACCGCCCCCCAAAUGCCACACCAGACUAAAGCUUAUAAAGGCGCCAACGACACACAACGACAGGAAGUCCCACACGGCAGACAUGUUUGUUUUGGCUUUGUGAAGGGAAAGUCGGCGGGAGAUGGUCGCGAUAGGCUGGAUGCUGCAACGGGGGUGGAGGUGAUCAGGGAAGGUGAUUGCCGUUAAAAAGCAAGUAUCGAAGAAGAAGGUUAGAAGGUUGUCAACAGGUUUUCUACGCACAAACUACAAAAAUAUUCCAUUUAUAAAUAAGGAAUCCUACUUUGCGGAAAUUCACCAAUUAACCGCCAUAAACGAGGGGUUACGUGCAUGCAUCUUAGCCGCUGACUUAUUUGAUCAGAAAUUUGGAUAAUAAAGUCGAGAUGCAACGACAGGAGCCGCAGCGAAUCAGGAGGGGACUUUGAUGUCAGCUGACUGACACCGGGUGAUGUUUGUGACUUUUGGGUUGCAGUGUCUUUCCAUUCAUAGUGCACACCGAACAGAGAGCACUCUGUCGAACGGUUCAAUGCGGACACGUGUGUUGUUGCACCCCUAACCACGUGACUACACAACUUAAACCCACCGCACCCUCAAUGAGCGCUGCACGUGCACACACUCACCCGCUUUCUAUCCACGAGGCGAAGCCCAGCCAAUUAACCACACGAGUGACCUGGAUGGUUACAGGUAAACUAUCGUUCCAUUUUGAUUCAUCAGGGACCCGUAACCACGUGACUACAGCAAACCAAAUCAAUCACAAACGGCUCAUCCAGCCUAAAUCGGGCGAAAGCUGAGGAUGAUGCCCAACCAGCAGCACUACACACCUCCUGUGUUAUACUACGGUUUACAGAUCUUUUCCCCUCUUCUGACAUUCCGUGGAAAAUCUGUAUUACAUGUAGUAUGUGCUGCAGGUGUUUUUUUCCAGGUGAUUUACGGGUUUAUGCGCACAAUGACAAUAUUUGCUCAUGUAGUAUUAUAGUAUUGCUCGUCAUAUUGGUAAUGGUUUUGUUUAUUUAAAUGAUUUUUUUUCAACUCUCAAAUGCAGAUGUUGCCUUUUGA